UUCUCUUCUAUCCCUUCAAGGAACUUCCAUAAGAUUUAGGCGCAACCUUCCUCAUUGAAGCAUCAGCGAAGAUCUGAUGAGAUGGUGUCUUUCUGUGAUUAUGAAAUUUACUUACUCUUUCUUCUGCUGGUAAAGUUUCACGGGUCAGGGCAAUGGAACACACUAAAUAUGCCUUGGUUAUACUCUGUAGAACAGGGGGGUUUGGAUGUGCCUUUCACCCAGGAACCUCAUAAUCCAAGCUACUUUGAAAAUGGUAGUGAAGCCAACCUGGUGUGGGACUACACUGAUCCACAUAAUAACAUUCAGAGCAUUUUCUAUAGUGUAGGGGGCUCUGGAUAG
Messenger RNA from Pocillopora verrucosa, 339 nucleotides. NCBI's taxonomy places the organism in Eukaryota, Metazoa, Cnidaria, Anthozoa, Scleractinia, Pocilloporidae. The record is from RefSeq and is a predicted model, not a curated record.